Paramisgurnus dabryanus is the source of this 5196-nucleotide messenger RNA. It is a transcript of the gene slkb, whose product is annotated as STE20-like kinase b. Gene Ontology annotation, molecular function: protein serine/threonine kinase activity; ATP binding. NCBI's taxonomy places the organism in Eukaryota, Metazoa, Chordata, Actinopteri, Cypriniformes, Cobitidae. The record is from RefSeq and is a predicted model, not a curated record. Gene Ontology annotation, biological process: protein phosphorylation.
GCACAGAGACAGCCACAGCAAAUCCGCUAGAUUAGACGCGCCGCGCACAGGAGGCGCAUAGUUUCACCAAACAAAAUCUAUUGUUUUGAUUACAUGCAUUUGUAGCUCUUUUGAUUCACGACUAGUUCAUGUGUGACGGGCUACUGCGAUCGUAAGGUGUUUUUUUAAGUUUUCUGUCAUUUAAACGGGUAUAGAAAGAAGCUGGAUGUUUUUAAUGGAUCAUGUCCAUGAAACUCCGAGGAACAACAACAACCUCACGACUACUCUGGGAAUCCCAGACGACGGAUUUAGUCAACUAACGUUACAGCUCUGCUAAAGAUCGCGUCGACACUAAUUUACUUAAACAUUUUUAUUUUAUAAUACACGGUCCACUGGACGCGAGACCUCAGCGAAUCAGCGUUUCUUUGUUUGAGCAUUAUUGCAUUGCCGUACUACUAAAGCAAUAUACCAAGUUAUUUUGUUAUAACAUGCAAAGACAAACAUUGAACGUUAGCGAUUUUUGUAGUAAACAAGAGACUGAAUAGUAUUGAAUUGCAAUGUGAAUGCAGUGACGAUUGCAUUACACCUAUUUACAUGUAAACGAGCAGAAAAAAGAUCUGGUUAUGUCCUUCUUUAAUUUCCGAAAAAUCUUUAGAUUGGGCUCAGAGAAGAAGAAAAAACAGUAUGAUCACGUGCACAGGGACACGAACCCGGAGGAAAUUUGGGAGAUCGUGGGAGAACUCGGGGAUGGAGCUUUCGGGAAGGUGUACAAGGCUAAGAACAAGCAGACGGGCAUCUUUGCUGCUGCGAAGGUGAUUGACACCAAAUCUGAAGAUGAACUGGAAGACUAUAUGGUGGAGAUCGACAUCCUGGCAUCAUGCGAUCAUGAAAAUAUCGUCAAACUACUUGAUGCUUUUUAUUUUGAAGCCAAACUUUGGAUCUUGAUCGAGUUUUGCGGCGGUGGAGCUGUAGAUGCGGUUAUGCUCGAGCUUGAAAGGCCUCUAACAGAGCCGCAGAUCCGGGUGGUGUGUAAACAGGUGUUGGAAGCUCUGCUGUAUCUCCACAACAACAAAGUCAUCCACAGAGACCUGAAGGCGGGUAACAUACUGCUCACACUGGAUGGAGAUGUCAAACUGGCGGACUUUGGCGUUUCUGCCAAAAACACAAAGACAAUCCAGAGAAGAGACUCCUUCAUUGGAACCCCUUAUUGGAUGGCCCCAGAAGUAGUGAUGUGCGAGACGUCUAAGGACAGGCCGUAUGACUAUAAAGCUGAUAUUUGGUCUCUGGGAGUCACUUUGAUCGAGUUGGCUCAGAUUGAACCGCCCAACCAUGAGAUGAACCCAAUGAGAGUUCUGCUGAAGAUCGCCAAAGCUGAUCCGCCCACCCUGCAACAACCUUCAAAAUGGUCUCCCGAGUUUAAAGACUUCCUAAAGCACUCGCUGGAUAAGAACGUAGACAACAGGUGGAGCACAGCCCAGCUUCUUCAGCACCCGUUUGUGAGUAGCGUGACUGACAGCCGGCCCUUGCGGGAGCUCAUCGCCGAGGCCAAGGCGGAUGUGGAGGUCACAGAAGAGGUAGAGGAGGUAAAGGAGGAAGAAGAGGAAGACGAUAAUGACGGAAGCGUGAUCCUUCGAGGACACAAGCGUGCAUCGUCUGACGUUAGUGUCGGAAGCUCUGAAGAUGAGAGGCUUCCACAAUCGCCGUCCAUCUUGGAGUCUGUUCCUGAGAAGAUUGAGGAGGCUGCUACUACCAAACUACCAGAUGAUAGUGUUAUAAUUGGAGAAAUAAAUAAAGAUGAAACUGUGAAGGUGGCAGAGAACCACAUCCAGGACGUAACAGCCCCAGAACAAGCUGUAGAUGUUUCUCCAAAGGAACCUCAGGAAACUAAAGCUGAUGAUGAACCAGAAGUUGUUCCCCCAGCGACGCCCGUGGACACGAUAGUCCAUGAAGAGGAGACACCAGCCAAACCUGAAGAAGCUGUGAAAUUGUCAGAAGUUGAGCAGGUAGAGGUCCAUGUAGAGGAGACACCAGCCAAACCUAAUGAAGACAAACCUGUAGAAGAGGUGAAAGAGUCAGAAGUGGAGCAGGGAGAUACUCUGGAUGGUCUGAAAGAGAUCGAACCUGCUGAAAGCAAAGAGCCGAUGGGCAACGGUGAGCUCAUAAAGGAAGUGCUUGCUUCAGAUGUUUCCAAGUUAGAGAAACCAAUAGAGGAAACCACUAAAACAGAUGAGGUCAUCAAGAUUGUAGCUGAUGUACCUAGCCCAACCGGUUCUGUGGAAGAAGAGAAGGUAGAGGAAAAGGAGAAAUCAUCAAUGGAGGAUCAAGAAACCCCUGUGAAACGCAGGUAUGAGAAAAAGGAGGACUCGGAUUCAGGAAUUAGUUCUGCAGCUGAGAGCAUAGACCUGAACUUAUCCGUAUCCCGCUUUAUAAAAUCCAAAGAGCCGGGAUCCACCGCUCGGCAGGAUAACAAGAGGGAGAAAAAAACACUGAAAAAGACUCGCAAGUUCAUGGUGGACGGUGUGGAGGUCAGCGUGACCACAUCUAAGAUCAUCACAGACAAUGACACCAAAAGUGAGGAAAUGAGGUUCCUCAGGCGUCAGGAGCUGAGAGAACUCCGACUUCUCCAGAAAGAGGAGCAGAGAGCUCAACAGCAGCUCAGCAAUAAACUCCAACAACAGAAAGAGCAGAUCUACAAACGCUUCGAACAGGAGGUCACGAGUAAGAAACGUCACUAUGAUACGGAGGUGGAGAAUCUGGAGCGGCAGCAGAAACAGAAGAUCGAGCGUCUGGAGCAGGACCACACCGAGCGUCUCCGAGACGAGGCCAAGAGAAUCAAAGCUGAACAGGAGAAGGAGCUCUCCAAGUUCCAGAACACGCUGAAGAACCGCAAGAAAGAGGAGCAGGAGUUUCUUCAGAAGCAACAGCAGGACCUGGACAUCGCCCUGAAGAAGAUCAUACAGCAACAAAAACAUGAGCUGGCCACCAUCGAGAGAGACUGCCUUAACCACAAACAGCAACUUUUGAGAGCACGUGAAGCAGCAAUGUGGGAGCUUGAAGAGCGCCAACUACAGGAGAAACACCAGCUGCUAAAGCAGCAGCUUAAGGACCAGUACUUCAUGCAAAGACACCAGCUGCUCAAAAGACACGAGAAGGAAAUGGAGCAGAUGCACAGAUAUAACCAACGUUUGAUAGAAGAGUUGAAGACCAAACAGACUCAGGAGAGGACCAGACUGCCUAAGAUUCAGCGCAGUGACGGCAAAACCCGUAUGGCCAUGUAUAAAAAAAGCCUGCGUAUCAGCGUCACGGCGGUCACACCUGACCUGGAGCGAGAGAGAGUUAAACAGUUUGCAGCACAAGAGGAGAAAAGACAAAAGAACGAGAGGCUUCAUCAACUCCAGAAACACGAGAAUCAGAUGAGGGACCUACAGACGCAAUGUGACAUGAAUGUCAAAGAACUCCAGCAGUUACAGAACGAGAAGUGCCAUCUGCUCAUCGAGCACGAGACUCAGAAGCUGAAGGAGCUGGAUGAGGAACACAGUGCGGAGCUCAAGGACUGGAGAGAUAAACUCAAACCCCGCAAGAUGGCCCUUGAAGACGAGUUUGCUCGUAAGCUACAGGAACAAGAAGCGUUCUUCAAAAUGACCGGAGAGUCUACAUGCCUUAACCCCUCCAGCCAGAGCCGAAUCUCUAAGUUUUACCCUGUACCCGCCGUCCAAUCCACAGGGUUUUAAAAAAGCGUAACGGCAGAAACAUCUCACCGCAUAUGCACUACAUAUACUGUAUGCGCACACACGACUGAAUCACUUCGGCCGUCUGCCUUAUAGUCUUAGAAUAAAGCCGUCGCUCCUGUAAUUACCGUCGUAAGCUAUAUGCGUUUCAAUUUUAUUUAAACUUCAAUAUUGGAUUUUUUUUUACUGGGACGUCACUAGACAAGGAUGGUGCAUGAAGAAUGACAUGGUUUAAUAUUCUGUAUUCCCCUAAAUUAAUUUUUGUUUCCAGUGUUUUUAAGAUGGCACGACUGUUCAGCUUCAGACUUUAACUAGUCAAUGUUUGAUGUCAGUGAAGAAAACAAAUAAGCUUAUGAUUUAAAGGCCAAUCAGAAAAAACGCACAUUGAUUCUGCCAAUCAAACAUAUAAACAAUUAUGAUUUUAAAAUUCGAUGGCACACAUUUAUUUUCACUAUUGGUAUGAUUUGUUGGUUACUUCCAGUAUGAAUUACAGCAAAUACUUGUGUAAUCUUUAAACAGCAGCCAUAUUGCAUUACGUUUCAGUCAUACUGUAUGCAUUUCUGACAUCACUGUGCUAUGAAAAGUGCGCUUUGCAUCUGCACUGCUAUGCAAUGUAAAAAUGUAGCUAAAUUAAACCAUCUCAGCUCUACGGUUUUAUCCAACCUCAUCAAAAAAAAGUUUCUGGAAGUUUUCUACAUAAAACACUAAGGGGCGGUUUUCCGGACAUAUUCGAUUAAUCCAGAACUAGGCUUUAGUUAUAUUAGGACAUUAAGUAGUUUUUAAACAAAACUACUGGUGUGCAUCUUUUAAACAAAACAAUGGCAUUGAUAUAUGUUGAGAUAUAUGUCUGUACAGGGUGUUUUUAAGUUAAGGGAGCUCAAACGUUUCAAUCCGGGACUGUCCAGGAACCCGCCUCCAAAUAAUUUAUCUUUGAACUUAAAUGCAUGAUUAAUAUUUUUAGUUUGAUAACUUGCAAGUUAUUCACAAAUCUUUGAUCUUGCGUGCUUUACGGUAAAAUUGUAUAGAGGAUUUAUGUAUCCUUGUAACCCAGUUGACUAGAUGAAUCGAGUGUUUUUAUUUUAUUGUAUAUUUUAGCAUGUGAUUUAUUUUAUUUUCUAGCACACUUCAACAUGAACAACUUCAACACGUGUUUGGAAAUCUGUUGUCUUCAUUUACAUGAAAAAGAGUACAGAACGCUUUUUUAACGUGUUCAUAUCUGGUUGGCUGUAUAAACGGUUGCUCAUAUUUACAGUAGAUUUCACUGUACAGUUAUAGUCAGAUGAAGUGCUGUGCACCUUCUGAAAAAAGAUGUCAUGUCGUGCCUGUGUUUGCGUUGUCAUAUAUUUUGUUUGUAUUUUUUAUGCAUUCUCAACUUAUGAGGUAAAGUUAGCAGCCUAACAAUGUGAAAAUCAAUGUGUUUGUUGAAAAAAUCUAAAGGUUGUGAUUAUAGGAAACAAGUUACGUAAUUAAAACCUUUGAUUGAAUAACA